GAGAUGUGAUGGUGAGGGAGAUGUGAUGGUGAGGGAGAUGUGAUGGUGAGGGAGAUGUGAUGGUGAGGGAGAUGGAUCUCGAUCGAGGAUUGGUAUUCUGUCUAGACACCUAGACACGCUUCAUCUCAGAUCACCAGUGCUUCACUUCAUACAUGUGGCCCUGGAUGCGCAACAACUCGACCCUCGGUGUCCUGGCGCGGGGUAUUGGCAAUAAUGAUGUUCCGGCGCCCGGGUGCCUGGUGCGGGGUUGGGAAGAGGCCGUCGUCUACCUUGGGAGGUAGACGACGAGUUUCUGAUAACCUACGAUACCAUAUUACAAGACCCUGAGAAAAUAGCUCGUUUACUUUACGGAUAAUCAAACAUGGCCGACUUUGCAGGGAAAAACAAAGCUUUCUUCGACACAGAAGCCGCAACCUACGACACCAAACACGCCAAAACCCUCGCCGACCUAACCGCCUCCCUCCAAUCCUCCCUCCCCUUCCUCGCCCCCUUCCCCUCCGACCCAACCACCACCCCCUUCACCCUCCUCGACUACGCCUGCGGCACCGGCACCAUCACCAAAGCCCUCUCCGAACACUGUUCCCGCGUAAUCGGCAUCGAUGUGUCCGCCGGCAUGGUCGCCGCCUACAACACCACAGCUUCCAACCAAGGGUUAGAGGAGGAGGAGGUCCACGCUUGGGUGGGGGAUUUGAUCGAUCCCGAGGUGGACAGGCCGAGGGAGUUUGAGGGGGAGGAGUUUUGGGGGUUUGAUGUUGCGGUUGUGGGGCUGGGGUUUCAUCAUUUUGGGGAUGCGGGGUUGGCGGCGAGGAGGUUGGGGGAGAGGUUGAAGGGGGGGGGGUCGUUGGUGAUAUUGGAUUUCUUGCCGCAUGGGGAGAUGCUUGGGCAUGGUCACGGACACGGUCAUGGUCAUGGACAUGGUCAUGGACACGGUCACGGUCACGGUCACGGGGAGAAGAAGGAGGAAGCGGGAGGGAAAGGGGAAGAGACCAAAGUCGUGGAGACGGUGAAAUAUAUGGGAUUCUCGGAGGAGGAUGUGCGGAAACUGUUUGAGCAGGCGGGGUUGGGGUUGGAUUUCGGGUAUAAGGUGUUGGGGAAGGGGCUUGUGAUUGGGCCUGAGGAGAAGAGGAUGAAGAGGGAGGUGUUUAUUGCGAGGGGGACGAAGGCGUGA
This is a messenger RNA of Pseudogymnoascus destructans, 1168 nucleotides long. RefSeq lists its product as uncharacterized. Lineage: Eukaryota; Fungi; Ascomycota; Leotiomycetes; Thelebolales; Thelebolaceae. The record is from RefSeq and is a predicted model, not a curated record. The coding region runs from base 362 to 1168 and encodes 268 amino acids. The transcript is spliced from 2 exons.